CCACUCACUAGUUGGGAAUUAAAAUUUGAAAUAUAAUAUUAGAUUGUUUAUGGGAUGCAGUUAAGGUGCCAUGAUUGUUAAGGAGAGAUUUUGCAAAAGAAAUCAAUACGGAGUAAAAAAUAAGCAUCACGGUAAUUUUUUUUUUUUUUUUUUCCCUGAUAAAGGUUGGUCGUGUUGAGGACAAAAAACUUAAUAAGUAAUAAUUCACAAAAUUGAGAAACUAGUGAGAAUUCUUAUAGGAGAAUUCCUAUAUGAGUUUACCAUUCAAAGACUGCACAAUACGAUUAUCGGAGAAAGACAGAAUUUAAUAAAACAUGACAUGCUGUAAUAAUGUCCAAGACUUUCUUACACUGUAUUCACACUAAAAAGAAGAUGAUGAUGAAGUUUCCUAAGGGAAAUUCCCACGAAAUUUUCAAAAAACAGCUAAAAGCCAUAUUUAAUGGGUAAUGGAUACAGACAUACUGUUGUCUUGAUUAUUUCAGUCUCCAAAAAAAGAAAUAAUAAACUACGAAGAAUUCUUCACUGCCUCAAACUAAUACCAAUGAGCAAAAAAUGUUAAUUAUUACUGUGGAAGACGAUAAUAAGCUAGAGACGGAAGAUACUGAUACUUCUGCUGCAGCUUCUGAUACUGAGGCAGAAGAUACUGAUACAUGUGAUGAGACGGUGAAGGGCUCUAAACCAAGAUAUAAAGAAGAGCCAGAUGACCAAUUCGAAACCAACAAAUUGUUGUUACCCAUUUGUGCAUCCGGUGUUCUCGCUCUUUCACUAUUCCACUUGAGUGGUUCUACUCACUCACCAAAUGAGAAGGAUGCUGAAAUAAGAAUCGUGGUAUCCGCCGUUGCUUCUGUGGUUGGAUUUGUGUCCUGUUUGACAAGUCUCAAGUAUCACAAAGAAAGAAAGAAAGCCUCCAAAAUAUUUGCUACGGUGGGCUCCGAAGGUACUGCGACUGGCUACGUUUUUCUGUUGUCUCUUUUUCUACCGUCCACUAUGGUUUGGGUCCCAACCCUUGUUGCCAUCAUCUCAGGCGUCAUGCUAUUUGUUUAACCCUCUCCGUCUCAAUCGAUAAAGGGGUGUUUGGUAUUCGGUAUUUGGUAUUUGGGAAUUGAAGGUGGGAAUGAGAAUAUUAAGGGGAGAAUUCCUACCAUUUUAUUACCUAAGGAGGGUAGGUAAUAAAUGAAUGGGAUGGAUAUAAGUUUGAAAUGACAUUUUUUCCAUUAAUGUAAACAAUGAAAGGAAAUAUUAAUAAGGGUAAAUUUGUAAAAUUGUUAUUUAUUCCCUAUAGUUGGGCAGCAGGCCAGGCCGUGCCGUGCCUCCAUUUCCACCAGGCCAGCCCACGGCACGGCACGGUCCAUGUGCUGGGAGUGCGGUGCUGGGCCAGCCCACGUGCCUAGCUUGUUCUUCAGUUUAUUUUUUUUUUAUUUUUUUUAAUAUAACCAUACAUUAUUUAUUUGUUAUAGUUAAUUAGUUAUUAACUU
Messenger RNA from Chenopodium quinoa (quinoa), 1475 nucleotides. RefSeq lists its product as uncharacterized. The transcript is spliced from 2 exons. Bases 553 to 1044 code for a protein of 163 amino acids. The record is from RefSeq and is a predicted model, not a curated record. Lineage: Eukaryota; Viridiplantae; Streptophyta; Magnoliopsida; Caryophyllales; Amaranthaceae.